Manis pentadactyla (Chinese pangolin) is the source of this 473-nucleotide messenger RNA. RefSeq names its product ribosomal protein L34 (gene RPL34). Gene Ontology annotation, molecular function: structural constituent of ribosome. Gene Ontology annotation, cellular component: ribosome. Gene Ontology annotation, biological process: translation. Bases 64 to 417 code for a protein of 117 amino acids. Lineage: Eukaryota; Metazoa; Chordata; Mammalia; Pholidota; Manidae. The transcript is spliced from 5 exons. The record is from RefSeq and is a predicted model, not a curated record.
ACCUUUGAACUUGCCACCGCCUUCUUUCUUCUCUUCCGGGGACGGUGUCGAGAGGCAUUCAGAAUGGUUCAGCGUUUGACAUACCGUCGUAGGCUGUCCUACAAUACAGCCUCUAACAAAACUAGGCUGUCCCGAACCCCUGGCAAUAGAAUUGUUUAUCUUUAUACUAAGAAGGUUGGGAAAGCACCAAAAUCCGCUUGUGGUGUGUGCCCCGGCCGACUUCGAGGAGUUCGUGCUGUAAGACCUAAAGUUCUUAUGAGGUUGUCUAAAACAAAAAAACACGUCAGCAGGGCCUAUGGUGGUUCCAUGUGUGCUAAAUGUGUCCGUGACAGGAUCAAGCGUGCUUUCCUUAUUGAGGAGCAGAAAAUUGUUGUGAAAGUAUUGAAGGCACAAGCACAGAGUCAGAAAGCUAAAUAAAGAAAAAGCGCUUUUUUUUUGAGAAAUAAUACAUGUUUAUUGUUUUAAGCCAUUAA